AGUGUGUAAUAACUGUAGCCGGUUUGGUCCUGUUAUUUUAUACAAUAUUUAUCCGGAAUAAAAAGGAGAAACCAAUCGACCGAAUCGAUUUCCAUGUCCAAGGAAUUUGAUCUAGCUUAUAGCUUUUGCUUGGAUUUGGCCUUUUAACUUUGCCGAGGAUAGAAAAGCAGCGGUGAGGCUGCUGCUGUUGAAUGCAAGAGGGCUUUGGGGGACUCGGAGCAGCAGCAGGUAAAGAGAGGCUGCCUCCCCCUCUCUCUCUUUCUUAAAUCUCUUCUUUACUCUCCUUGUUUGAGCAUUUUGUUGGUUCCUUAUCAUUUCUGAAGACUAGAGAAAGGUGGUGAUGAGAUCUUAUUUUGGUGCACUUCUUUCUUCUUAAAUCCCACCCCAUAUAUCUACCUAGCUAUAUUAGAGUUAAGUUCCCUAGCUUUUCUGUCCCAGUUCAUCAAGUAUUUUUUCAAAAAACAGAGCAAACCCAACUGGUUGGUGGCUCGUACAAAGAGAAGAAGAUGUCCUUUCUUCUCAAUCUCCUCCAAGAAGAAGCCCACCAGGUGUUGGUUUUAGCCUGCCCGUUAUCCAACCAUGGAGACCAUAUCUCCGACAUCUUCUUCCGUGUCCGGUUGGCAUGAAGCAUCGACCUUCGAUGAGCUUUCCAUGCAACAGAGCUUGCUCUUCUCGGACAGCCUCAAGGAUUUGAAGAAUUUGCGGUCGCAGUUGUACUCGGCAGCAGAAUACUUUGAAUUAUCUUAUACUAAUGAUGACCAGAAGCAACUAGUGGUGAACACGUUAAAGGAUUAUGCUGUUAAGGCUCUUGUGAAUACUGUAGACCAUUUGGGAUCUGUGUCAUUCAAAGUAAAUGGUCUUCUUGAUGAGAAGGUUGAUGAAGUUUCUGGCACCGAACUUCGUGUGUCUUGCAUCGAACAGAGAAUCCGGACGUGCCAGGCAUUUAUUGAUCGGGAAGGCCUUUCUCAACAAUCUCUGGUGAUUACAGCUCCCAAGUAUCAUAAGCGGUAUAUAUUGCCAGUAGGUGGAUCCCUGCCUGAAUCUGGAAGACAUGCUGUAGCAAAAUAUCAAGAAUCAAAAAUCCUAAGGGAUAGUAUUGAAUUGCAACAUGUUCAGGCUGCAAUUCAACCAACAAUAAGGGACAGAGCACCUUCGUUCAGGAAACUGCGUUCCAUCUCCCCUAGCCCUUCCCAACGAGCACGCUCUUCAUCACCUUCUCGAAAAGUCCGUUCUCCUUCACCUUCUCCCCGGCCUGGGAAAUCUCUGACCAGUACAGAUAGAAGAGCAGUUUCAGCAAUUACAACUUCUAAUCCUCUAGCACGUUCAGGAUCAUUCUCAAGUAGACCAUCUCUUCUCAGUUCAUCAAGCAUUGGACGGCGGCAUCCUUCGGAGCUACAGAAAUCAGCAACUAUGCGCUUGCACGCUGAAAGGAAUGACCAUAAAGAAAUUGAUCAAAACCCAGGUAAAAACAAAAGCUUCCUCAAGUCCCUGCUCAGUAGGCGCAAGUCUAGAAAAGAUGAGAUGCUGUAUAGUUACUUGGAUGAAUAUUGAGGCAUCAGUUCUCAGAAACAUGGGAAGGCAAACAAAUGGCUAACCUCCUGCCAUUUGCCUCCCUUUCUGCUCUAUUUCUCCACACUUUUUGUACCUUUUUUUUCAACAUAUAAAAUGUUGUUUUGUAAAGUGGGGAAGCCUUCAUAUUAGAUUGUAAGUUUUCUAUAUAAUUACGUUAAAUUCAAAAUUACAGCCCAAAGUUCUACAACUA
Molecule: messenger RNA, 1762 nt
Organism: Elaeis guineensis (African oil palm)
Lineage: Eukaryota; Viridiplantae; Streptophyta; Magnoliopsida; Arecales; Arecaceae
Product: putative protein ABIL2
Source: RefSeq, a predicted model, not a curated record